AUCUUUCACUUUAUUGGAACAUACCAACUUUAUCACGGCAAGGUCAUCAUUAUAUAAUUGGAAUUAAUCUUGGAGUUCAACAAAAUCCGUUUCUAUCACAAAAUGUAGCAUCAAUUCAGAGCAAAGCAUUGUUUGAGCAGACGAUUCGAGAACGUAAUGCAUUAAUUAAUAGUUUAUUGAAAAACAAAAAUUUCAAAGAUGAAAGUCCGUUGAAACUCGUUACACAAUGUGCAGACGUAUAUGAACAUGAUUUUCGGAAUCGAAGUUUUUGUGUUGUUCCCAUCAAAAUAUCUGUCAAAAAUUGUUCAUGGAAUAGAAGGAUAGGAUAUACUUUGGAGAUGUUAUCGUCUGAUCGGAAUGAAGCCAGUAGGAGCACACUCCACAAAUCCGUAUACCCAACGGCAUUUCAAUGGACUGGACCUACAUCUAAAUAUUCCAUAUUGUCAGCGAACGAAGAACAGACCUAUAUUUUCAAAGCAUGUUUUGUUAGGCCUGGCGUUUAUGAUGUAAAUAGAUGGCGGUUAACGGUAAAUUUUGAUCAGAUUAUAACUGAUAAUGAAAGUAAAGAUGAAGGUUCACAAGAACAUUAUGCAACGAAUAUUCAUGAAGGUGGUGUUGGGACGAAAGGUUAUGUACAAAUGCCCAAUACUCUACAUCUUUUGACCCUGGUGGAUAGUUCAACUGACAAAAAGAACGAAGAUAGUUUACAACCGUAUAUAGAACAAUUACAAUAA
Dentiscutata heterogama is the source of this 734-nucleotide messenger RNA. The record is from the annotation of a GenBank genome assembly. NCBI's taxonomy places the organism in Eukaryota, Fungi, Glomeromycota, Glomeromycetes, Diversisporales, Gigasporaceae.